GGAGCGUCGGUGUUCGUGGUCUCGUCCGUUUACUGGUUAAUUUGAUAGCUGGGUAGAGGUUGUGUCCGGCUCACUCACUCACUCAGGGCCAGGCCAAGACCCGCAGAAGCAGAGGCAGGGCCAGACCGGACCCUGUCGGGGUCAAGCUCAGCAGCAGCAGCAGCGGCAUCAUGAGCGAUCGGCUGAGCAACCAGGACGAGGGCCUGCAGGGUUCUUGGGUUGAGUUGCACUAUAGUAACAGCAUACACAAUGGAGCUCAGGAGCAGGUUCCAGCACCCAUUUCCAUCCUCAAUGGAGAAAUGGAAAGAAUACUUCUAGAUGCUCAACAUGAAUCUGGUCGUACCAGCUCCAGAGGGAGUUCCCACUGUGACAGCCCUCCACGUUCCUUGACUCCACAUCAAAAUCGCUGUGGGUCGGAGAUGGAUGCGCACAGUAUUGGGGAGAAAAACAGUUCACAGUCUGAGGAAGAUUACCUGGAAAGAAAAAGCGAGGUAGAAAAUAUAAUGAAGAAAAAUGCUGACUGGAUAUGGGAUUGGUCAAGCAGACCAGAAAAUAUCCCUCCAAAAACUAGGGAAUUCCAGUUCAAACACCCGAAACGCACUGGGACUCUUAGUAUGAGGAAUACUGGCGUCAUGAAAAAAGGUGGUAUUUUCUCAGCUGAGUUUCUGAAAGUCUUCUUGCCUUCACUGCUCAUCUCCCACAUAUUGGCCAUUGGUUUGGGAAUCUAUAUAGGCCGGCGCAUAAGUACUCCAUCUAGUGCUGUUUAAGGAUAUUCCAUCGACAGUGCGUAUGAUUAUGUAGCCGAUCCUAUGAAGAAUUCUCUGAGAAGAGGCCAUUGACUAUGAUGUAGCUACUUGUUUAUGUUAUUACAAUACUACGUACUGUGUUCAUAGUUGAUUUGCCCCGUUCUAACUAACUGGAUAAAAGAUGUUCAAAGCCAUUGCAAAUACCAUAAAUAUCAGUUUCAUUGAUGUUGGUGAGACUUAAAUUGCAAUUCAUGACAAAAAAUGUGAAAUAAGUUACAUGAUGGUGGAAAUAUAUAAAAUCUUUAAAAUGUUUGAUGAAAAGCUAACAGCCUAGCACAUCUAAUGGUUCUCAUUCGAUGGAGCAUCCAAUUUUCAGAUGUAUCUUUAUCCAGGAGUGGAUGAGGCCGUGUCAUGAAUGCUGUUAUCCAUACCUCUGUAAUUCCACCCAGUGAAGAAUCAAUAACUCCUUAGAUAGCAAUUGUAACCAAGAAUGAAAAGGAGCACUUUGUAUGAUAAUUCUACUUUCCACCAGUGAAAAAGAGAAUGUGAACGGUCAGAUAUGUCGUAUUUAAUUGCAGCUGUGAAAGUAUUGAAAUGCAUGAAACCAAGAAAAGAUUAGGUAGGAAUGUUCUGGUUGAAUGCUGGGGUGUUGUUUUUAACUUGAUGUCUUGUAUGGGCAUUUGGAAUUUAAACGGUAAGAUCAAUUGUGAUAGAUCUUACUGUUUGGGAAGUUGUUCUGAAUUUUUAAAACCAGUUAUAUAUUAAAUAUAUCGGGUGUUGCAUAUACUUCUCCAUCUCAGUUGGAUUCUAGUAAACAUUUAUCAUUGACUGCACUUGGGGUUCUUGGUAAUGAAUUACAUUAAAUAUAAUAUCUAAGACAUCAUCUCAUCAAUAACUACAGUAUAAUAUGAAUGUUAUAAUUCAGCCUAAUGCAUUUAGAUUUAUAUAGUGUUUAGAGGUGUGUUUAAUAUGUUUGCAACAAAUUAAGCUACAGUGAAAUAUUCAGAGUUAUGAAUGAAGGGAACUCACCUGGCUGAAGGAUAAUUGAAAAUCUGAGCAGUUUUUACAUUUUUGGAUGUCAGAAUUCACUAAGUACAAUAAUGUAGAUACAAGUAGUGUAAGUAAAGGAAUCAUUAGCAAUCUAUAAAAUCAGAGCAUGUUUAACAAAGAGCUUUGUCAUGCAAAUGUCCAAGCGAGUAUAGUUCCCAGCGCUUGUAACUGGUACAUUCAUGCAAAUAUAAUGACUUGCUUAAUGUGAUGCCAUGUAUAAUGUAAUAGUAUGAAUAAAAUAUUUUAAAAAUCGCU
Molecule: messenger RNA, 2051 nt
Organism: Leucoraja erinaceus (little skate)
Lineage: Eukaryota; Metazoa; Chordata; Chondrichthyes; Rajiformes; Rajidae
Gene: bnip3
Product: BCL2 interacting protein 3
Exons: 6
Coding region: 171-767 (198 amino acids)
Biological process (GO): positive regulation of apoptotic process; mitochondrial outer membrane permeabilization
Cellular component (GO): mitochondrial envelope; nucleus; mitochondrial outer membrane
Source: RefSeq, a predicted model, not a curated record